Molecule: messenger RNA, 3649 nt
Organism: Tripterygium wilfordii
Lineage: Eukaryota; Viridiplantae; Streptophyta; Magnoliopsida; Celastrales; Celastraceae
Product: kinesin-like protein KIN-5C
Exons: 25
Coding region: 174-3191 (1005 amino acids)
Biological process (GO): microtubule-based movement
Molecular function (GO): plus-end-directed microtubule motor activity; ATP binding; microtubule binding
Source: RefSeq, a predicted model, not a curated record
AUGAGAGCGGGUCUGAAAAUUCAAAUAUCGCGUCCCUAGCCCGCUCUCUCCAUAUUUCACAGUUGAUAGAAAGAGAGGCAGAGCGUACUGCGUUACUGAAUAGUCGAUCUAACGGUAAUUCCACCACCAACACGAUAGGCGAGUGCGAUUCUCCCUCUCUUCGCCGAUCCAAAAUGUCGGGUCGCCCAGAGAAAGAAAAAGGCGUCAACGUUCAGGUCCUCCUUCGUUGCAGGCCAUUUAGUGAAGAUGAAUUGAGGAACAAUGCGCCGCAGGUUGUCACUUGCAAUGAUUACCAGAGGGAGGUCUCUGUUUCUCAGAAUAUUGCCGGGAAGCAUUUCGAUAGGAUUUUUACCUUUGAUAAGGUUUUUGGCCCUUCAGCUCAGCAGAAAGAUCUUUACGAGCAAGCAGUUGUCCCAAUAGUGAAUGAAGUAUUAGAAGGUUUUAACUGUACAAUCUUUGCUUAUGGACAAACUGGUACUGGGAAAACAUACACGAUGGAAGGUGAAUGCAAAAGGUCAAAGAGUGGUCACAAUGGAGAAUUGCCUCUUGAAGCGGGGGUCAUACCUAGAGCUGUCAAGCAAAUUUUUGAUACACUUGAAAGCCAGAAUGCAGAAUACAGUGUGAAAGUUACCUUCCUAGAAUUGUACAAUGAAGAGAUCACUGAUUUGCUUGCGCCUGAAGAACUCUCUAGGGUUAAUUUGGAUGAUAAGCAAAAAAAACAGCUGCCUCUCAUGGAGGAUGGGAAAGGUGGUGUUCUUGUGAGAGGUCUGGAGGAGGAAAUUGUAACAAGUGCAAGUGAGAUUUUUACUUUACUGGAAAGAGGUUCUGCAAAACGUCGUACUGCGGAAACUUUUUUAAACAAGCAAUCGAGUCGGUCGCAUUCUUUGUUUUCCAUCACCAUACAUAUCAAGGAAGCAACUCCAGAGGGUGAAGAACUAAUCAAAUGUGGCAAGCUAAACUUGGUUGAUCUAGCUGGUUCUGAAAACAUAUCUCGUUCUGGAGCUAGGGAGGGCCGUGCAAGGGAAGCUGGUGAAAUCAAUAAAAGCUUACUCACUUUGGGCAGAGUCAUCAAUGCCCUUGUGGAGCAUCUUGGGCACAUCCCCUACAGGGACAGCAAGCUUACCAGAUUGCUUCGUGAUUCACUCGGCGGAAGAACAAAAACAUGUAUCAUAGCCACAGUGUCUCCUGCUGUUCAUUGUCUGGAAGAGACAUUGAGUACCUUGGAUUAUGCACACAGAGCCAAAAAUAUUAAAAAUAAGCCUGAGGUCAACCAAAAGAUGAUGAAAUCUACUCUUAUCAAAGAUCUCUAUGGGGAAAUUGAACGACUUAAAGCUGAGGUUUAUGCUGCACGUGAGAAAAAUGGCGUGUAUAUCCCAAAGGAGCGAUAUUAUCAGGAGGAGAGUGAAAGAAAGGCUACGGCAGAUCAAAUUGAACAAAUGGGAGUUACCAUAGAAACUAAACAGAAGCAACUUGAGGAGCUGCACGAGAAAUAUAUUGCUCAGAUUCGACAAUGCUCUGAUCUGAGCGGCAAACUUGAUACCACUGAGAAAAACUUGACUCAAACCAACAAAUUACUCGCAAAUACUGAUGAAGACUUGAAGAAGUGUCGUUAUGCUCUCAAGGAGAGGGAUUUUAUUAUUUCAGAGCAGAGAAAAGCAGAAAAUGCUUUGGCUCAUCAAGCUUGUGUUUUACGCUCUGAUUUGGAGAAAGCUAAUCAAGAUAAUGCAUCAUUGUUUCUGAAAAUCGGUAGAGAGGACAAGCUGAAUACUGAUAACAGAGCCAUAGUGACCAACUUUCAAGGGGAGGUUUCACAGCGAAUUGGCUCUCUUUGCAAUAUGGUAGAGGAAUCAAUGUCCCGGCAAAAUGGACACCUUCAAUGUGUCGAGAAACUUUGUUCUUCUUUUUUGAAUAUACAUGACAAGGCAGUUGUUGACUUGAAGAAGAAAUUGACAUCGUCAAGGGCUUUGUACAUGUCCCACUUUGAAGCGGUGCAAAAUGUUGUGCGCCUUCAUAAGACCAAUUCCAAUGCUGGCUUGGAGGAAAUUCAUUCAUUGGUUUCUUCUAAUGCAAAUUCUGUUGAAGAAUUGCUAGCAUCAGAGACUGGUCAAGCAGCUUCUAUAUUUGAUGAUCUUCAAGGUACUCUUUCAAGCCACCAGGGAGAAAUGGCUCUUUUUGCUAGGGAGCUGCGGCAGAGGUUCAAUGUGAGUGUGGACCACACAAAGCACAUCACUGAUUACACUAACAAAUUUCUCGGUGAGCUAUAUGAAGAAUCCAAAAGACUUGAGAACCACACAGCACAAGCUGGUGAAGUUCAAAUGAAGAGCAUUACUGAUUUUCAAAAGGCUUAUGAGGAAAAGUCUAAAUAUGAGGCAGAGAAGCUUAUUGCCGAUAUGACCAAUCUGGUCUCUAGUCACAUCCAGCGGCAGAAGGAGCUGGUGGAUGCAAGGCUCAUUGAUAUCCGAGAAAGUGCUGUUACAAACAAGACAUUUUUAGAUGCGCAUGUUACAUCAAUGGAGAGUAUUACUACAGAUGCAAAACGAAAAUGGAAUGAAUUUUUGAUGCAAGCUGAGACUGAUGCUACAGAUUGUGCGGAUUACUCUGCUGCCAAGCAUUGUCGUAUGGAGUUACUACUACAGCAAUGUGUAAGCACAGCUGAAUCAGCUUUCAGGCAUUGGACAAAGACACGUGAAUCAGUGAAUGAGGCAAACAAUAAGCACGUGGACACAGUGGUUUCACUCAUCAGGAAUGCUUCAGAUAUUAAUGACCAGCAUGGUACUGAGAUUGACUGUGCAAGGCUUGCAGCUCAGGAAGACGUGACAAAGAAUAGCGAAGAUGUCAUUCAGCUCAUGGACAGUGUCUCAGAUCAGGAGCGGGAGUCUAUAUCUGGAAUAUGUGAGGCUGUCCAAGCUCAUGCAAAUACCAUUAAGGUCUUCAGGGAGGAGCACUCCGACCAAUCUCGUUCAAUCGAAACGAAAGCUCAGGAGACUUUUCAGGAGAGAUACAGGGAUUAUGAGCCUAGUGGAAAAACACCGAUAAGAUGUGAACCAGAGAUUCCUAGUAAGGGAACGAUCGAGUCACUACGAGCCAUGCCAAUGGAGGUUCUUCUUGAGGAAUUCAGAGAAAAUAAUUCGUAUGAAUCAUUUGAGGUACCUUCUGGGAUUGUAAUAUCGGAACCUACCCCUGAUGGAUAAACAUUUGUUCUAGUAAAGUUCUUUAAGAUUGAUGUGUACUGCUCAGAAGAUCAAGGCUAAUCUUGUACCAAAAGGCAUUUCAUCCAGUCUAAUGCAGAGGUAAAUAUCCCUGUUCCGAUAAAUUGCAAGGUCAAGCCAUUAUAUAUUCCUCCUAUAUUUGUGCCCUGAUCUGCCGAUCAUGUGUAUAUAUAUAUAUAGGCGUACUUAAAGCCUUAAACACUGAUAAAUGUACAGUCUUGCAUGGAUUACGGCUGCUCUAGGAUUUCAUUAGACUACUAGAGUAGCAACAUGAAGAAUUUAUGCUCAAAACUGUUGGGGAAGUCUUUUCUGGAUUCUUACAUUCCAUUGUUUGAGAAAAAUAAUUCUCUCUCAUUGUAUAAAGUAGCGCAUUGGGCACUUUCCACCUCAGGGAGACGUGUCAUAUAUGGUUUUAGUGCAUUAUGUAUAUGUUCAUGCUC